This is a messenger RNA of Ochotona curzoniae (black-lipped pika), 2705 nucleotides long. It is a transcript of the gene ABCB7, whose product is annotated as ATP binding cassette subfamily B member 7. Gene Ontology annotation, molecular function: ABC-type transporter activity; ATP hydrolysis activity; ATP binding. Gene Ontology annotation, cellular component: mitochondrial inner membrane. The transcript has 16 exons. Gene Ontology annotation, biological process: transmembrane transport; intracellular iron ion homeostasis. NCBI's taxonomy places the organism in Eukaryota, Metazoa, Chordata, Mammalia, Lagomorpha, Ochotonidae. The record is from RefSeq and is a predicted model, not a curated record. Bases 20 to 2281 code for a protein of 753 amino acids.
UCCUCUUUCCUCGCUCAAGAUGGCGCUGCUCGCGGUACACACUUGGCGUUGGGCAGCCGCGGCGGCUGCUUUCGAAAAACGCCGGCACUCGGCGAUUCUUCUCCGGCCUCUAAUUUGUGUCCGCGGCUCGGAUCCUCAAUGGAGAGCACCUCAGCGCGCCGCCUCGGGAACUACUCGGAUCUACCAGCAGAUCCCAGAGUCAUUAGGAAAUACCACAAAGCAGAGAUUGGGAAAAGGCAAUUCAAGAGAAUUAUUAGAUGCUACAAAGGCUCUCCAGGCAUGGCCACUGAUAGAAAAGAGAUCAUGUUGGCAUGGUCAUGCAGGAGGAGGACUCCAUACGGACCCAAAAGAAGGGUUAAAAGAUGUUGAUACUCGGAAAAUCAUAAAAGCAAUGCUUUCUUAUGUGUGGCCUAAAGACAGGCCAGAUCUGCGAGCUAGAGUUGCCAUUUCCUUGGGAUUUUUGGGUGGUGCAAAGGCCAUGAAUAUUGUGGUUCCAUUCAUGUUUAAAUAUGCUGUAGACAGCCUCAACCAGAUGUCGGGAAACAUGCUGAACCUGAGUGAUGCACCAAAUACAGUUGCAACCAUGGCAACAGCAGUUCUGAUUGGCUAUGGUGUAUCAAGAGCUGGAGCUGCCCUUUUUAAUGAAGUUCGAAAUGCAGUGUUUGGCAAGGUAGCCCAAAAUUCAAUCCGAAGAAUAGCCAAAAAUGUUUUCCUGCAUCUGCACAACCUGGAUCUGGGUUUCCACCUGAGCAGACAGACGGGAGCUCUGUCUAAGGCAAUUGACAGAGGAACAAGGGGUAUCAGUUUUGUCCUGAGUGCUUUAGUGUUUAACCUUCUUCCCAUCAUGUUUGAGAUGAUGCUUGUCAGUAGUGUUUUGUAUUACAAAUGUGGUACCCAGUUUGCAUUGGUAACUCUUGGAACACUUGGUGCAUACACAGCAUUCACAGUGGCAGUCACACGAUGGAGAACUAGAUUUAGAAUUGAAAUGAACAAAGCGGAUAAUGAUGCAGGUAACGCUGCUAUAGACUCACUGCUGAAUUAUGAAACUGUGAAGUAUUUUAAUAAUGAAAAUUAUGAAGCACAGCGAUAUGAUGGAUUUUUGAAGACAUAUGAAGCUGCAUCUUUGAAAAGUACCUCUACUCUGGCUAUGCUGAACUUUGGUCAGAACGCUAUUUUCAGUGUUGGCUUAACAGCUAUAAUGGUGCUCGCCAGUCAGGGAAUUAUGGCAGGAACACUUACCGUCGGAGAUCUUGUAAUGGUGAAUGGACUGCUUUUUCAGCUUUCAUUACCUCUUAACUUUCUGGGAACUGUAUAUAGAGAAACUAGACAAGCACUCAUAGAUAUGAACACUUUAUUUACUCUACUCAAGGUAGACACUCGAAUUAAGGACAAAGUGAUGGCAUCUCCCCUUCAGAUCACACCACAGACAGCUACGGUGGCCUUUGAUAAUGUCCAUUUUGAAUACAUUGAGGGGCAAAAAGUCCUUAGUGGAUUAUCUUUUGAAGUUCCUGCUGGAAAGAAAGUGGCCAUUGUAGGAGGUAGUGGGUCAGGGAAAAGCACGAUAGUGAGACUGUUGUUUCGCUUCUACGAGCCUCAGAAGGGUAGCAUUUACCUUGCUGGUCAAAACAUACAAGAUGUGAGCCUGGAAAGCCUUCGGCGGGCAGUAGGAGUAGUACCACAGGAUGCUGUCCUCUUCCAUAAUACUAUUUACUACAACCUCUUAUAUGGAAAUAUUAGCGCUUCACCUGAAGAAGUAUAUGCAGUGGCAAAAUUAGCUGGACUUCAUGAAGCAAUCCUUCGAAUGCCACAUGGAUAUGACACCCAAGUAGGGGAACGAGGACUCAAACUUUCAGGAGGAGAAAAACAAAGAGUAGCAAUUGCAAGAGCCAUUUUGAAGGAUCCCCAAGUCAUUUUGUAUGAUGAAGCUACUUCGUCAUUGGAUUCAAUUACUGAAGAGGCUAUUCUUAGUGCCAUGAGGGAUGUGGUCAAACACAGAACUUCUAUUUUCAUUGCACAUAGAUUGUCAACAGUGGUUGAUGCAGAUGAAAUCAUUGUCCUGAAUCAGGGUAAAGUAGCUGAACGUGGUACCCACCAUGAUUUGCUUGCUAACCCAGGCAGUAUCUACUCAGAAAUGUGGCAUACACAGAGCAGCCGUGUGCAGAACUAUGAUAACCCAAAGUGGGGUGCAAAGAAAGAAAGUAUGUCCAAGGAGGAGGAAAGGAAGAAACUACAAGAAGAAAUUGUCAACAGCGUGAAAGGCUGUGGAAACUGUUCCUGCUAAGCCACAUGAGGCAUUUUCUGUUUUUGAUUUGGACUACGCAUUAAUUUGCACUGAAGCAGAAUUGUUGCAUUAAAAACAAAUGCAUACAUUCCCAUUUCUUAAACUCCUUCUUUCAUGUGAGAUUGAGCUAAAGUGGAAUUCGAGGCUUGCGUCUUUGACGUGGUAACUGUAUUUGUCCCCAAAUUAUCCAGAGUGUACUUAUUGGAUACUAUUUGACUAACUACCCCGAUACCUGUUUGAAAUCCCUAAUCUUAUAGAUCAGAUAUGAUUUCUUCAUUUGUGUAGUUUCUAACACUUGGGUAUGACAAUUGAGAGGGAAGGUGGCUGUUUCUUAAUAAGGUUCCUUGUUUCUUCUUCCCCCUUCUUCCAGUUAAAAUACAUCAUUGAUGUGAAAUGAAUAGAUAAGUAUAUUUAAAGACUUUGU